Dama dama (fallow deer) is the source of this 2394-nucleotide messenger RNA. Its product is annotated as protein FAM104A-like. The record is from RefSeq and is a predicted model, not a curated record. The transcript has a single exon. NCBI's taxonomy places the organism in Eukaryota, Metazoa, Chordata, Mammalia, Artiodactyla, Cervidae. The coding region runs from base 1656 to 2009 and encodes 117 amino acids.
UCUGGAUGAAUUUUACUUAUGAUAAAUACUAUAAUUAUGUUUUUCUUAUUAUAUUUUCUAGUAUAGGAACACUAAAAAAUCCCUAGUCUCAAGAAAGCCAAAAAGAAAAGAAAUUUCAUCACCAAGAUUUUUAGUGUAUUGGUGGGAUCCCAACUCUAUUCGAAUAUUUUAUCAUGUAGUGCUUCUCAUAAUAUGUUAACAUCAUAUAAACCCAUUCUGUUUGUGAAUGCAAUUUGGGAUUCUUGUUCAGGGUCUACCUCUAAGCCUUAAGAUACCACCACAGGGAAGGGAAGUAGAAAAAAGUAAACCAGAUAGUUAUCUUUGUAAAGACCCAGAAGAGCUUAUUUCAUGUGCAAAACAGGACUGGGGUUGUUUGUUUUCGGUUGGCCUCUUUAGUAGGGGUUAAUCAAAUUUGGACGGAGAAGGCAAUAGCACCCUGCUCCAGUAUCUUGCUUGGAAAAUCCCAUGGGCAGAGGAGCCUGGUGGGCUGCAGUGCAUGGGGUUGCGAAGAGUCGGACACGACUGAGCGACUUCACUUUCACUUUUCACUUUCAUGCAUUGGAGAAGGAAAUGGCAACCCACUCCAGUGUUCUUGCCUGGAGAAUCCCAGGGACGGGGGAGCCUGGUGGGUUGCCAUCUAUGCGGUCUCACAGAGUCGGACACAACUGAAACGACUUAGCAGCAGCAGCAGCAGCAAUCAAAUGUGGAACAGGGAAGUUUAUCAUUUGGGUAAUACGUUCAAGAGGCCAGGCUUGACAGAGAGUUGCCCAGAAGGUGAAUUCUGUUUCUAAACAGUAGAACCCCCAAAAUGUAAAAAACCUAUCUCUUUAGGUCUCCACUCAUCCUUGGGUCUCAAGUUAAAAAGCUACUGCUUCCUUAGAGAAAAUUUCCUGACCAAAUUGCUUCCUAAUAUCUACUUCCACCUGCCUUAAUCAAAGUCAGUCCCUCUUAAUACAUAAUUUUCAUUCCAUUUUGUACUUUUGCCAGUUUACUGUUUGUCUUAGCUCUAAUUAAUUUGUAGUUACUUGUUUAAUGUCUGUUUUUGACUGUAAACUUGAUGAGGGCAGGGACCUUGUCUGUCUAAUUUGAAGCUACAUUCCUCGAGCCUAGCACAGUGCCUGGUACUCAGCAGAAUUCAAUGAAUAUUUGUUGAAUUAAAUAGUGAAUUGCAAUUGGAUGAAUUUUACAUAUGCCAGUGCCAAGAUCAAAACAAAAUUAAUAAUCCAGAUUUCUUUUAAGAGAAUUAUAGUUUUUGUGAUGAUACCUGCCCAAGAAAGAGGGCCUGAAUAUCUAUGCAGACCACACUUCUGGGUCACAGUUGUAGACUCACCACAUUCAGAGUCACGUAUAGCAAACAAUGAAGCAUUUUCAGAAGUGAAAUGGUGCUUUCAUACUACAGCUGGGCACCAAGUGAGACCAUGCUGGACUAUGUCAGGGUCCCUCCCUGUAAUCCUAAUACACCAUAAAUGGAUUAGUGACGGCAGUGAUACAGUCACCUCUGGUCACCUGUCCUCUUUCUGACUAACCAUACGUCUCCCUGAGGAAUCAUUGGUUCAACUCACCAGGAUCUCUGCCUUUAAGAAGUUCAGUUGAGUGGUCUUUGAAACCACAGAAGCACUCAUUAAGAGAGCAACACUGGGUCUCCAUCGGCUGCCAUGAGCGAGUGCCUCCGCCCCAGAAAAAGGAGAAGGAAUGGCAGUGAAGAAGACCACCAUCUCCCCCCACAGACCAAAAGGAGCAGUAGAAAUCCUGUCUUUCACGAUUCUUGGGACACAGAGUCUUCGAGCAGCGACGGCGGCGGCAGCAGCAGCAGCAGCAUCAGCAGCCCCGACAGGGCCAGCGGGCCGGAGAGCAGCUUGCACCACCUCGCCGCCGGGUCCGGCCCCCACACGCCGCAGCCCGCGCCCGCGCCAUCCGCGCUGUGCCCAGGCCCCUACUUCCACAUCAACCAGACCCUGAAGGAGGCCCACUUCCACAGCCUGCAGCACCGGGGCCGGCCUCCCUCGUGACGCCGCAGACUCUUGCCUUCUGUGAAGGGACAGCGCUAUGCGGAUUUGAUAUUUCAAGUUAGCGAUGUUUUAAAAAAAUUGCACAAAAAAAUGCCUGUUGGCUUUUCAAUCUAUAUUUGAGAUAACAGGUUAACAGGCUGUUGUUUACUUGUGGUUUUGCUGCACUAUUGCGAUUUCCAAGGGGCUCUGAAGCAGUUUUUUAUAGGAUUCUUUUAAGGGUGGGUAUCAAGGGAACCAUAGGAGGACACAUCAUCUGUGUGUUGAACCCAUAGUUUGUCCAGUUUAGACUGCUUUCCAGGUCUGUUAGUUAGAAAUUCUACUUUAUGUAAAAAGGCCUUUUAAAACUGCAGGAUCUUCAAUUUUUUAAAUAAACUAGUAAAGAGGA